Molecule: messenger RNA, 2228 nt
Organism: Leptopilina heterotoma
Lineage: Eukaryota; Metazoa; Arthropoda; Insecta; Hymenoptera; Figitidae
Gene: Hakai
Product: E3 ubiquitin-protein ligase Hakai
Exons: 4
Coding region: 329-1672 (447 amino acids)
Biological process (GO): regulation of cell adhesion; protein ubiquitination
Molecular function (GO): ubiquitin protein ligase activity
Source: RefSeq, a predicted model, not a curated record
AACGCAUACUAAAACAACUUGUGAUUGUGUGCGUCAAUUUGUGUUUUGAGAUUGUAAUCCAAUUAUCAAAUUUGAUAUCACUGUUACUAGAUAUUUAUUAGUAACAUUAAUUUAAAUUAACAAUAUACAACAGAGUUAUUAUUACUAGUGUUAUUUUUGUAUUAUAUAUAAAUUAAGUAACAGAAAAGAACGAAUGAUGCCGAGUUCAAUAAUCCUAACCUAUAAAAACUAAUAUUUUGGUUUUGAUUUACAACGUUUAUAACGUUUACAAGUAACAAUUUACAAGAAAAGAAUACAUUCUUCAUUAAGGUAAAUCCUUUUUUUAAUAAUGGAAGAAAAUGGAAGCAAGAGAAUGAGAGGUAGAACUAGAGGUAGAGCCCGAGGACGAGCUCGCGGGCGAGCCAGAGGACGAUCUAAAAAAGCGGUGAAGGUAAUUGAAAGUGAUGAGGAAGACACUGUACAAACUCAAGAGGAAACUCCAAUGGAGACCAAUGAACCUGAGCAAGAACAACAAAAACCACAGCAUCAGCAACAACAGUCGCCACAUAAACAACCACCUCAACAACAACCCCAACCGCAGCAGCAACCGCCACAACAUCAACAACUAAUACAUGAAACUCAACAAAUUCAUCCACCAAUUUCGGAGCAACAAUUUGAUUUAGAAGCUGAUAUUUCUCAAUUGGAGGCUCCAACGUUCACGACAAUUAAUAGAGGACCUCCUGAGCCAAUGCUUCGUUUGCGUUGGGAUCAUCGGGUUAAUUUGAUUGGAGAAAAAGUGCUAAAUCCAAUGAUUCAUUGUUGCGAUAAAUGUCUAAAACCAAUUCUCAUUUACGGGCGGAUGAUUCCUUGCAAACACGUUUUCUGUUUAUCGUGUGCAAAGAGAGAAGACAAAGUAUGUCCUCGAUGUAGAGAGAAAGUUUCGAGAGUCGAACAAACAGGACUUGGAACAGUUUUUAUGUGUACACAUGGAGGUACUCGAUACGGAAAUGCAGGUUGCAGACGAACUUAUUUAAGUCAAAGAGAUUUGCAAGCUCAUAUUAAUCAUCGACAUAUAUCAACGCCACUGCAACCGGUUCAGGGAAUGCAGGUCGAUCAAUCACAAUAUGCUCAUUCAAAAUCUGAAAUGGAAUCACAAUUAUCAAAAGUCUCACCAGUUACAUUGCAAAAUAGUCGCAUGAAAUCGGCUCAUAUGGUGCAACCAAUAAUGGGCAAUGAUCCACGCGUUAAUUCAUUGGUGAAUCAACAAUCAGUUGAACAUCGACAACAUCGAACUCAAUCAAUGAUAUCAAUGCAAAAUUACACUCAAAAUACAGCGCCACCACCCAAUAAUCCCCCAAUGAGGACUAAUUUAAUAACAGUUCCAAUUCAGGAUACAUCUGUAAAUACACACGAGAUUCAUGCUCAACAAACUCAUCAUUAUUAUAAUCCUCCUCCAGCUCAAGUGAAUUAUGCAAACUAUAGUGUUCCACCGCCAGUUUCACAGACACAACAAUAUUACUCACAAUCACAACAUCCACCGGGUCCUUAUGUUCAACCGACGCAACAACAAUACGCACCACCGACGCCGACAUCAAUAAGACCCAGUUACAUUCAGGAUCCACAGUACGGACCACCGCCACAACAACCAUCUCAACCUCAAUGGACUCAACAUCAACAACAGUUUUACAGAUAGACAAAGACUUUCCAGAAAAGCGUUCUUUUAGAAUCAAUUCUUCAGAGUGCAAUAGUAACUUCAAAUUAACAGAUUUAUUUUCACACUGAAAAAAUUGCCUAAAAACUUCAAUUUCAAUUGAUCAAAUUUUUCUAUACCGAUUCAUAUAAUUUACGAAUCAAUUGUAAAUACAUUUAUAAUACCCAAUUAAUUAUUAAUUACAAAUUUAUAAUUUCUUCAAUUAUAUUUUUCUAUUUUCUUUUUAAUUAUAAUUUCCAUUAAAUUAUAAUCAUUAUAAUUAACAUAUUAGUAUAUACGUUAAUUAUAAAAAUAGACAGAGAUUAAAAUAUGUUCCAGAAUAUUUUUCUAUCAAUGUUUAUCGAAUUUAUAAAAUUACACUUUUUGCCGUGUAAAGUAGUGUGAUUAUCAAAAAAAAAAAAAAAAAAUUAAUGAGUGAGAAAAUAAUCAUGACACAAACUGCACAAAUUUGGAGUGAAAACUGCACUGAUUAAUUAUUUUUUAAAAAUAAUGUAAAACUGUUGAUAUAGGUAGUAAAUAAAUACAUUUUUUAAAUAAA